UCGCGCGCACCCUCGUACGCGUGCGCCGAGAACCCGGGGCUGUGUGGAGGGGAAGACCGGCCGUGAAGCGCCAUGCAUGUGCCGUGCCUUAGGUGGAGCCAGUGGGCCGGCCGUCGACUCGCGCAGUACCCGCUCCGCGCCGCUCCGACACAGUCGCGCCACUUCGCCCGCUCGGCAACGCUCGCCAUGAUCAAGGUCGGAGACAAGCUGCCGGCGGCCACCCUCUUCGAGGGAUCGCCGGCCAACAGCGUCAACACGGCCGACCUUUGCAAAGGCAAGACGGUCAUCCUGUUCGGAGUGCCCGGCGCCUUCACGCCCGCCUGCUCCCAGAGCCACUUGCCCGGCUACGUGGAGAGGGCGGACGCCCUGAAGGCGGACGGCGUGGACGAGAUCGUGUGCGUGGCCGUCAACGACCCGUUCGUGACCGGCGCCUGGUCCCAGUCGCAGAAAGCCGAGGGCAAGGUGCGGAUCCUGUCUGACGCGAAGCGCGAGCUCACCUCGGCCAUGGGCAUGGAGUUUGACCUUGCCGACGUGCUGGGCACGAUCCGCUGCAAGCGCUUCUCCAUGCUGCUCAAGGACGGCGUGGUCGACUCGCUGGAGGUGGAGCCGGACGGCAAGGGCCUCUCCUGCUCGCUGGCCGACGUCAUGGCCAGGAAGCUGGCGAAGAAGUAGCGCAGCACUGUGAGCUGCCUCUGGGGGAGAGGCCGGGGCGCCGCGCCCGGUAUUAGUCCAGAGCGCCGCCGUGUUACCCUCACCUUGUCGCUGUCCCGCCAUCUGUGUCUCUGUUGAUGGGUGUAGCCCUGUGUCGGUUAGCAGGCAGAGACUGCCUUUUUGAAGGAAAAGUUUUGGGGAGCUUCUUCUGGGAUGGCGAUGUCCAGCAGUUUGCGUUCUCGGCGAAAGGUUCACGAGAUUCCUAAGUGGCAUUAAGUAUAUCAUCGAAAGGAACGUGUUUGCACCAUCCGGAAGAUAACGUCUGGGUCGGAGUUUCUGCCAGGUCUCGCUUUACAUGUUCCUAGUCCCUAAGUAAUUUGCCGUUGUAUUGCCGCCGUAUAACACCUCUCGCUCGUGGCUGUGUUGUAUUUUAGCUAUGAAGCGCGUCUGAAGAAUACACGCACUGGACAAGUCA
This is a messenger RNA of Pollicipes pollicipes, 1126 nucleotides long. Its product is annotated as peroxiredoxin-5, mitochondrial. Gene Ontology annotation, molecular function: thioredoxin peroxidase activity. The coding region runs from base 73 to 672 and encodes 199 amino acids. NCBI's taxonomy places the organism in Eukaryota, Metazoa, Arthropoda, Thecostraca, Pollicipedomorpha, Pollicipedidae. Gene Ontology annotation, biological process: cellular response to oxidative stress; cell redox homeostasis; hydrogen peroxide catabolic process. The transcript is spliced from 5 exons. Gene Ontology annotation, cellular component: mitochondrion; cytoplasm; peroxisome. The record is from RefSeq and is a predicted model, not a curated record.